UGAGAACAUCGUGCAGUACUUUGGAGCGUCAGUGCAACUUGGUUUGAUCAACAUGGCGACAGCUGAAUUCUUUGUGAAACAAGAGAAGGAAGAGAAUGGAGACAUGGAGACAUCUGAAUUCCUUGUGAAACAAGAGAAGGAAGAGAAUGGGCGUCGACAGCGGUAUUCUCCGCGUACCUACAACUUGUGUGGCGAGUGUGGCAAGGCGUUUAGCUUCCAGAAUAGUCUGAAGCGACACAUGCGGACCCACACUGGUGAGAAACCGUACCGAUGCGAGGAAUGUGGGAAGCAGUUCACUGAGCUGGGUACUCUGAAGAAGCACAUAAGAAGUCACACUGGUGAGAAACCGUACAGAUGUGGGGAGUGCAGCAAGCAGUUUAGUCAGCUGGUAAAUCUAAAGAUACACAUGCGGUCUCAUACGGGUGAGAAACCUUACAAAUGCGGGGAGUGCAGCAGGCAGUUCACUCGGCUGUCAGAUUUAAAGAGGCACAUUAUGACUCACACUAAUGAAAAACCUCACAUUUGCAAAGAGUGCAACAUGCAGUUUAACCAGCAGUCUACUCUUAUAACACACAUGCGGACUCACACUGGUGAGAAACCCUACAUGUGUGAGGAGUGUAGCGGGCAGUUCACCACACGGAGCGGUUUAAAGAGACACGUGCGGACUCACACAGGUGAGAAACCCUACAUGUGUGAGGAGUGUAGCAGGCACUUCAGCUCGCGGAGUGGUUUAAAGAGACACGUGCGGACUCACACAGGUGAGAAACCGUAUAAUUGCGAGGAGUGCGGCAGGCAGUUUAGUCGGUUAUUUACCUUGAAGACACACAUGCGUACUCAUACCGACCGGCCAAUGUCUCAUCGUGCAGUACUUUGGAGCGUCAGUGCAACUUGGCUCGACAUGGCGACAGCUGAAUCCCGUCUGGAACAAGCGGAGGGAGAGAAGGGGCGCGUAGAGCAGGAUUCUCCCUAUCCCCUGCACAAGUGUGGUGAGUGCGGCAAGGUGUUUCGCUUCUUGAGUUACCUGAAGAAACACAUGGUUUCUCACACGGAUUCUCCGCGUCCACACAAGUGUAGCGAGUGCGGCAAGGCGUUUCUCUUCCCGAGUUAUCUGAAGAAGCACAUGAGGUAUCACACGGGCGAGAAACCUUACCGAUGCGGGCAGUGUGGCAGGCAGUUCAGACAACCGGGUACUCUAAGGUCGCACGUGCGGACUCACACAGGGGAGCGCCCGUACAGGUGUGAGGAGUGCAGCAAGUCGUUCGUUAACCUUACAGACUUAAAGGCGCACAUUCGGACUCACACGGGAGAGAAACCGUACAGGUGUGAGGAGUGCGGCAGGUGUUUUGUUGAACUGGGCAAUCUCAAGAGACAUAUCAGAAGUCACGCAGGUGAGAAGCCGUACAGCUGUGAGGAGUGCGGCAAGCAGUUCAGCGCGCGGAGUAAUCUGAGGAGUCACAUGCGGACCCACACAGGGGAGAAACCGUACAGGUGUGAGGAGUGCGGCAAGCAGUUUAGUCAGCUGGAUACUCUGAAAGUUCACAUGCGGACUCACACUGGUGAGAAACCGUACAGAUGUGAAGAGUGUAGUAGGCAGUUCUCUACGCAGAAAAGUCUAAAGAGACACAUGCGGACUCACACUGAUGAGAAACGGUACAGAUGUGAGGAGUGCGGCAAGCAGUUCACUACUCUGUGUCAGUUAGAGUCGCACAUAUGGAACCACUUUCGCCAGAAACAGUCCACAUGUUGAUGGUAUAAUAAAAGCUUUCGUAAUACAUGUACUCUGAUCCAAAGCCUAUCAAUGGCUGUGCAAGGCUUACAUGAUAUGGCAUCAU
Molecule: messenger RNA, 1832 nt
Organism: Branchiostoma belcheri (Belcher's lancelet)
Lineage: Eukaryota; Metazoa; Chordata; Leptocardii; Amphioxiformes; Branchiostomatidae
Product: zinc finger protein 665-like
Exons: 4
Coding region: 53-1747 (564 amino acids)
Biological process (GO): central nervous system development; regulation of transcription by RNA polymerase II
Cellular component (GO): nucleus
Molecular function (GO): RNA polymerase II cis-regulatory region sequence-specific DNA binding; DNA-binding transcription factor activity, RNA polymerase II-specific
Source: RefSeq, a predicted model, not a curated record